Elephantulus edwardii (Cape elephant shrew) is the source of this 1591-nucleotide messenger RNA. RefSeq names its product fibroblast growth factor 12-like. Gene Ontology annotation, cellular component: cytoplasm. The transcript has 5 exons. The record is from RefSeq and is a predicted model, not a curated record. Gene Ontology annotation, biological process: regulation of cell migration; positive regulation of gene expression; positive regulation of cell population proliferation. Bases 824 to 1555 code for a protein of 243 amino acids. NCBI's taxonomy places the organism in Eukaryota, Metazoa, Chordata, Mammalia, Macroscelidea, Macroscelididae. Gene Ontology annotation, molecular function: growth factor activity; fibroblast growth factor receptor binding.
AGCGCUGCUGGUGGGGAGUCUUGCUCACCGCAGCUGGAAACAACUUCCCCCGCUCCGCGCCCCUUCCCAGGCUCCUGCUAACUGCUCUCACUUGGCGGCUUGGAAAUUCUAGAAGUCGGGUUGCCAACCCUUGGAGAAGCACCAGUGCGAUGCAUUCCGUAGACCUCACCUAGCCGGGCCGGACCUCCUAAUCUCCAGAACAGCGGGCCGCAGGGAGUUAAUUUGCUGCCUUCCUCCGCUUCUCUCUUGCGGUUGCUGGCUUGUUUUCUAAAGGAACAUUUUAUUCACUUUUUAACAUUUUUCUGCCGGGAACACUCACUCGAAACCGCCUAGGUCCAGACGCUGCUUUGUAAACGGGUUUUCUAUGUAUGUUAACUGUAGAUCUACUUUGGACACCUUACAACGCUUGCGCCUCUCCAACUGGGCACAGCUUGUUGUUUUGGACAUUCUUCUUUCUAGUCCACUUGGUACCCGGAACGCAGUGUGGCCAAACUCACUACUGCCCCUUGGACGCUGAUCGUUUUGGGAUGCAAGUUUGGGGUGCAAGCUUCUAGUUAGUUAGAAGGGCUGGGACCGCCCCACUCCUGCUGCCAGUGGUCUGAGAAGUUUACAUCCGGAUUUUCACACAUUUGGUCGCCACUGCCCAGACUCUGACUAACCUUGUGGGCGCCAGGUUUUCAGUUCUGCAGCCGCCUCAACUCUUAGCACUGCCUCCCCGCGCCUGCCCUCCCUGCCGUCGAGGUCCUGCCCUCACACCGGCGGGCGGUGCGCGAGCCUGAGGGCACAGCCGAGCCCGGGGCCUGGACCCGCACGCUAAGCAGCUAUGGCUGCGGCUAUAGCCAGCUCCUUGAUCCGCCAGAAACGGCAGGCGAGGGAGUCCAACAGCGACCGGGUGUCGGCCUCCAAGCGCCGCUCCAGCCCCAGCAAAGAUGGGCGCUCCUUGUGCGAGAGGCAUGUCCUCGGGGUGUUCAGCAAAGUGCGUUUCUGCAGUGGCCGCAAGAGGCCCGUGAGGCGGAGACCAGAACCCCAGCUGAAAGGAAUUGUGACAAGGUUAUUCAGCCAGCAGGGAUAUUUCCUGCAGAUGCACCCAGAUGGUACCAUUGACGGGACCAAGGACGAAAACAGUGACUACACUCUCUUCAAUCUAAUUCCUGUGGGCCUGCGUGUGGUGGCUAUCCAGGGAGUGAAGGCCAGCCUCUAUGUGGCCAUGAAUGGUGAAGGCUAUCUCUACAGCUCAGAUGUUUUCACUCCAGAAUGCAAAUUUAAGGAAUCUGUGUUUGAAAACUACUAUGUGAUCUAUUCUUCCACACUGUACCGUCAGCAAGAAUCAGGACGAGCGUGGUUUCUGGGACUCAAUAAAGAAGGUCAAAUUAUGAAGGGGAACAGAGUGAAGAAAACCAAGCCUUCAUCACAUUUUGUACCAAAACCUAUUGAAGUUUGUAUGUACAGAGAGCCAUCACUGCAUGAAAUUGGAGAAAAACAAGGACGCUCGAGGAAAAGUUCUGGAACACCGACCAUGAAUGGAGGCAAAGUCGUGAAUCAAGAUUCAACAUAGCUGAGAACUCUUCUCUUCUUCCCCUUCCAAUCCCUU